Messenger RNA from Protomyces lactucae-debilis, 1755 nucleotides. RefSeq lists its product as uncharacterized. The coding region runs from base 1 to 1755 and encodes 584 amino acids. The transcript has a single exon. Gene Ontology annotation, molecular function: DNA-binding transcription factor activity; protein dimerization activity. Gene Ontology annotation, biological process: positive regulation of transcription by RNA polymerase II. Gene Ontology annotation, cellular component: RNA polymerase II transcription regulator complex. The record is from RefSeq and is a predicted model, not a curated record. NCBI's taxonomy places the organism in Eukaryota, Fungi, Ascomycota, Taphrinomycetes, Taphrinales, Protomycetaceae.
AUGAACACCACUGCCUUUGAUGGCUUCCUUGGCUCAUUGUCGGACAUACAACAAGAAGAACUGGAUGCCAUCACUGCUGCGCUGGCGCCUUCAAAUGAUGAGAUGCCGCAGACAGAUACAGCUUCUAACAAGGAUGCUCCUCAUUCCUUGCAACACAGCUUCCAUGAACUAGCACAACAACAGCAGCAGCAACAGCAGUCUCAUCAACAACAAAUGCAGAUGUAUGCUCAGUCAUAUCAAAAGCACCCGCACCCGUAUCCAACACCCAAUUCUGCGUCCAUGUUUGCGGCCGUCGAGAAACCAUACAUGUCGCCCUUUCCGGAUCCCGGGUCGGCAGCAGCUAUGGCACUGAGCCAGGAAAUUGACGAGCUACUAUUUACACCCAUGAUGUCGCCUGCCAUGGGUCCUUUGCAUAAUGGCUUCCCAGCACAGCAGCAAGAAGUCGACUGGGAUCGUUUUGAUCAAAGUCUUUUUGCUUUGACUGGACCUGCGAUAGACGGGCAAGUGCAGACACCCACCAUGGAACUUGAUCAAGCAACAGGUGGCUUGACCUCGCCAGCAUUCCCAAUGCCUGCGCAACAGCAAGCAUCGGCGCCACCUUCCGCGAAAAGGCAGCGAGUUGCUCGUAAACCGAGUGCGACAAGUCUAAGCAGCAAAUCUCCAGCUUUGAAGGCCAUCUCUAAGCACAAACGCAAGACGACCUCAAUGUCUGCGCCGCUGCUCCGUCAAAGUGCAUCUUCACUCGAACCCUCUCCUGAACCCAAUAGCCAUGCUGGACUUGCCCACUCCGAUAGCGUCUCGCCCAUGGCUGUUGAUUUUGGCAAGAGCACCACAAAUGGAAAGAUCUCUCAGGUUCAGCAACGUAGGGCCGACGUUGCGCAAGAACGCCUCGGCCAGCCCAUCACGCCAAGCAUGCUCAUGUCCUUGUCAGGAACAUUGCCAGAGCUUGCCGCUGCACCUAUACCGACAACCAGCGCCCAAGGCCAGCACGUCGCGACAAAAAAGCCUUUCCCUACCCCAAUUGCGACAGCCAAUUUACCAUCACCAACCUUUCGACCACCUUCGCAACCAAGCACACCUGCAGCGAUCGCGCCCGCUCGGCCAAUUCAGGCUGCACCGAGCAGUAUGUCCGGUCCUACAACGGGCAAGAAGCAAGUUCCUGGGAGCGUCACGCAUUCACGGGCGGGUUCUGUUGCGAAUUCACCGGCGCUAGGACCAUCACUGCCACGCAACUCGCCUGAUCUGAGGCCCAUAUUGCCAGGUGGCAUGUCUCCGCAGGUCUCUGCCUUACUCGCCUCGAAAUCCAAUUAUCAGCAUAUCCUCGAUGGAACACUCAAUCAAAUGGGCGUUUCCUAUCCGACAGGCAUGACGGCUGGUCUCGAGAAUCGAAGAACGAGUCACAAGCAAGCUGAGCAAAAACGACGCGAUCAUCUGAAGGAGAGUUUUGAGCUGCUCCGAAAUAUUCUGCCAGAUAAGCUUGAUGCCGGGGCGUCCAAAGUCGUGUUGUUGCGUAAAGGCUACGAGUACAUUCUCAGCUGCAAGAAGCAAGUCGAAGAAAAGGAUAUUGAGAUUGCUCGACUACGCAAGCUGGCUGGGCUGGCAGAGGUUCCGUGUAGCGCGGCGACGAGCCAGCCUGUUGUUGACAGUUCGCCUUCCCAGUCAGGUACCUCAGAGAGCAAGGAUGGCGGUGGAAGUGAUGUCUCGUUCCAGAGUGAGAUGGACACACGGCAAGAGGAUUCCGGCGAAUCCAAGUAG